This is a messenger RNA of Alternaria alternata, 2315 nucleotides long. Its product is annotated as WD repeat-containing protein. The record is from RefSeq and is a predicted model, not a curated record. Gene Ontology annotation, biological process: regulation of DNA damage checkpoint. Gene Ontology annotation, molecular function: DNA binding; protein binding. The transcript has 2 exons. The coding region runs from base 466 to 2034 and encodes 522 amino acids. Lineage: Eukaryota; Fungi; Ascomycota; Dothideomycetes; Pleosporales; Pleosporaceae. Gene Ontology annotation, cellular component: nucleus.
CAUCGAUCUGCAUCGGGACGUGUGUAGGGAUAGACCUCGACGGCAAAGAUAUUGCUCCACGUGGAAAUUAGUUACUGUUCCUGGACCUAGGAGAUUAGCGAGCUGUGUGGCUUCUUACAGGGCAAGUUCUCGAUUUACACGUCAACACGUGACACACGCGUCGAGCGCGUCUGCCCGCGUACGCUAGUGGCAACACCUAGAAAUCCCAUCUAGCAUCUGCCUGACAGUCCACAAAUCCCCUGACAUUGCGUACAGCCUUCGCCAUCCGAUCUUCAGGAACCCAUCGGUUACCCCGCAAAUCUUGGAGGCGACAUCCAACGACCGAAAACGCGAUUCUCGCGACCCCACGAAUCGCACGCGCAUCGCGCCUCACGCGUUCUACCGCACCUCUCGGUCGAUCGUUUCGCCACAGGUUGGAAAGCAACCCCUUGCCUUUGUCCAAACAAGAAUUGUAUACGAUUUACAAUGGUGCGUGGAAAGAAUGUCGAGAUCAGCGAGUAUGAGCGGAAACGGCAGGAGAAUAUCGCAAAGACGCAGGCGCUGCUGCGCAACCUAGAGAUGGAGGCAGCGGAAGCAGGCCUAGGUCCUACCGGCAAAGCCAAAACCUCUGUACCUUCAAGACCAAAAGUGAAGAAACCCGCGCCGAAGAAGAUCAAGCAAGAAGAAGUUGCGCCCCGUAGAACAUCUUCCCGAUUAAAAGGCAUAGUGGCAGACAGUGAGGUCGCAAAGCGGAAAGCAGAGGAUGAAUAUGUCGCAUUGCAAGCCGCGGAUCGUGCAAAGCGACAACGCGUUAGUGAUGCGUUCAAUUUCAGCGACAUAGUCGUCGCAGGCAAGGACUGGGAUAAGAGUGGAAACUUCCUUUCAGUCGGCCCUGCGGAUCCAUAUGCGCGGACAUUCGACUACAAUGACGUGAAGGAGACUACGGAUAAGGAACUGCGUGCCCUCAGAGAACGCAUGAGUGGUCUGACACUAUGGGAAGACUUUGAGCCGAAUGAGAUAAAGAUUACACCGGAGCGUAUAUACUCCAUGGGUCUCCACCCUACAACAGACAAGCCCCUAGUCUUUGCUGGCGACAAGCUAGGCAACCUAGGUAUCUGUGAUGCGAGCCAGAAGGUGGCAGAAGUCAAAGUGGAAGAUGACGAAGAUGCGGAGAGGGAGGGUCCCACCAUCACCACGUUGAAACCACACACAAGAACCAUUCACACCUUCCAAUUCAGUCCCCACGAUGCGAAUGCGCUUUACACGGCCUCGUACGAUUCCAGUGUGCGGAAACUAGACCUUGCCAAGGGUGUGGCGGUGGAAGUAUACGCGCCGUCUGACAAGGACGAAGAGGCGCCCUUGUCUGGACUCGAAAUAUCAAAAGACGAUGCAAACACGCUCUACUUUUCCACACUAGACGGCCAAUUUGGCAUAUACGAUAUGCGCACGCCCAAGGAAAAGGCAGCGGGCUUGCAAAUCUUCCAAUUGAGCGACAAGAAGAUUGGAGGGUUCACGCUGCACCCCCUGCACCCUCACCUCGUUGCCACGGCGUCUCUAGACCGCACGCUCAAGAUCUGGGACCUGAGGAAGAUUAGUGGUAAAGGGGAGAAUCGGUCGCCCGCACUCGUCGGAGAGCAUACGAGCAAGUUGUCCGUGUCGCAUGCUGCGUGGAAUUCUGCGGGGCAGGUAGCUACCGCUUCUUAUGACGAUACGAUUAAGAUCCAUGAUUUUGGUAACUGUGCAGACUGGAAGGUCGGGGUGGAGAUGGGGGAGGAGGAGAUGGAACCGAGUGUUGUUGUACCGCAUAAUAACCAGACUGGACGAUGGGUUACCAUAUUACGAGCCCAGUGGCAGCAGUCGCCUCAAGACAACGUCCAGCGCUUCUGCAUUGGCAAUAUGAACCGUUUCGUUGAUAUUUACACGGCGAAAGGACAGCAGUUGGCUCAGCUGGGGGGCGAGGGUAUCACAGCGGUGCCGGCUGUUGCAAAGUUUCACCCUACUGUUGAUUGGGUGGCUGCUGGUACUGCGAGCGGAAAGCUGUGUCUGUGGAUGUGAAGGAAGACGGAGAGGAGUAGAAAUGCGAAAAAAGGGAACAGAAGGGGAAGACGAGACUUGCAUUUUGAUUUACAAGAGUGAAUGCUGGUUAUUUUUGGGUUCAUGUUUCGUCGUUUUUGAUACCCUAGAGGUCUUUGUAGUUGCACUUGCUCGUCUCGUUGCAUCUCCUUUUAUUCUUUACGCUUGAGCCAUGAUAGUUCUAUCACGGUAGUUUCGGCUGGGGUACUUGGGCUGCUCUUCUGAAUGUUGGGUUAAAGGUAACUUGCCAGGCCGCGCGUCUA